GGGACUUUUCCGGUUCGAGUCUGCGCAGUAGGUAUGGACUUAAGAACAGGAAUAACUUGCAGAAAACCCACAAUGACCACUUUUAUUACCAUCCCUCUGAGCUUUUCUCACCUGUAAUGUGUUCGACAUUUGUCUCUCCCCCUUUACACCUGACUCCUCUUGCAAGAAUCGGUCGCUGUUAAACAGCAUUUUUUAAAAUUUAUUUAGUUCGCUUCCUGAUAGUGGAAAAAACCCACAAUGGCAGAUUCGGAGAACCAGAAAUUCUGUCUGCAGGAGGUCCUGGACAGUUUUAAAUCGUGUCUAUCGCCAGAAAAAGAAAUCUACAUCGAACACUACGUGUAUGGAUGGAGAGGUCUUGUGAAGCUUCUGAACAGUUUGGGGAGCCUCUUUGGUUUCAUUUCUAAAGACGCUGUCAGCAAGACCCAGAUCCUGAUGAACUUCCUGAAGAGUGAGAAUGGCCCUCACUAUGCCACCGUGCAGUCCAUGGUCAAGUUUGAGCUGGACAAUAAACUGGUGGACGUGGACAAGAAGGGCAUCUACCCUGAGUCGGGUUGCCGCACUCUGCUGAGGCUCCACCGUGCAUUGAGGUGGCUUCAGCUCUUCCUGGAACGCCUGAGGACCAGCAAGGAAGACGAGAAGACUUCAGUCAUGUGCAGGGACGCCUACAACGAGUCCCUGGCCCAGCACCACCCGUGGCUGAUCCGUAAGUCAGCCGGCGUGGCUUUCUACAGCCUCCCUGUAAGACCGGCUUUCUUUGAAGUGAUGAACGUCGGCACACAUGAGCAGGUCGUGGACGUUCUGGGGAAGGCUGUGCCUCUCCUUUGUGAGGUGUACGAGAUCACAGAGGAACUUUACCAGAAACACAACCUGCUUGAUUUACCAUAGAAAGGGAACAAGUGCUAGAUUUUAUCUGUCUGUAAAUUAUUCCUGCUGGAGUGCUGUGGAAACUGCUGCUGCUGUAUGAUUAUCCCAGCAUGUGUGCUAUAUCUAUUGAGUAAUUUUACACACUGAUUGUACUUAAGUGCAUUACAAUUUUAGGUAAAAUAUGGCAUGUUUAUUUUGGACUCAUUAUCACGUAAAUUAAAUCAACCAUUUUACUGUUCCUUGCAUGUUCUUUAAAGUAAAAAGCAGGAGGCAUUUGAUAACUGUGGGUACAUUAUUCAUGAACCAAAUAAUUAGUCUUAAAAAUGAUCAACUUCCUAAUACCUAAUAGCAGUAGAUAGCCUAUCAGUUGUUCUAUUUAAAUCUAGUUUCAUACCAUAUAUAAGUGAAAAACAUUGCCAUUAAUUUAAUUGCUUAACUGUAUUUCCAAGCCCAUAUUAAGAGUUAAUACACUGGUCCUAGGGCUGAUGGGGAAUUUAAAUCUACAAAAGCACUGAUGAUGGGUUUCUAAUUCAAUGUAAAUUUUGUUAUUUUAAACUACAUUGUUCGUAACCCUUUUUAUUAAAUAAACGGUGCAGAAUGAUGUUU
Poecilia reticulata (guppy) is the source of this 1470-nucleotide messenger RNA. It is a transcript of the gene cptp, whose product is annotated as ceramide-1-phosphate transfer protein. The record is from RefSeq and is a predicted model, not a curated record. Gene Ontology annotation, cellular component: cytoplasm; cytosol; membrane. Gene Ontology annotation, molecular function: ceramide 1-phosphate transfer activity; ceramide 1-phosphate binding. Gene Ontology annotation, biological process: intermembrane lipid transfer; ceramide transport. Lineage: Eukaryota; Metazoa; Chordata; Actinopteri; Cyprinodontiformes; Poeciliidae.